UGUAUAAUAGGAAGCUACGAGCUAGCUGAGCACAAAAGAUAAUUAUCUAUAGCAAGUAUCAUGAAAGAAUGCAACUAACAGAGCAGUAUAUAUCGUGUACCUUGCUACUGACCUUAGCAGCACUGCUAACAGGGGCAAGGGGGUCAGCUCAACUGUAUGACUUUGGGAUCAUUGCCUCUGAUAACCAACUGAACUUUGCAGACGAGCUCUACAUGCAAGUGAACCUCACAGACUCGUUCACCUACCUGGGAGGUGCAGAGAGAGAGAUUUAUAUUGGUAUCGAUGGCGUGUUGCUGUUUAACGAUCCAAAUCAAGGCAUGGUUGCUCCGUUCUAUGCGAACAUUGACACAAGAGGAACAGGAAAUGUGUAUUAUCGAGUGUCUACUAAUGGUACACUUGUGGCGUCUGUUGGAGAGAGAGUUCAGAGAGCAUUUGACAAUAUGGUCUCCUUUAACCCGGAAUCAGUGUUUGUAGGGACCUGGGAUCGAGUGGGCAGCUAUGACCGAGGAACGGAUAAGGUCAAUACCUUCCAAGUCGUCAUUGCGGCAGACUCCUUGUCGUCUUUUGUGAUCUUUCUGUACUCUGACCUCCAAUGGUACGUUUCUAUGACGUCAUCUGGAAGUGGCUCUGGCUCAGGGUCGACCAACAGCAGUGGCAGUGGCAGUGGCAGUGGUAUGCCUGCUCUGAUGACAGCCUCUGUUGGAUUCCAUAACCAAAGUAGAGCCCCAGUAUACACACUACCAGGGUCUGAUACGGAGCAAGUAUUGUUGCUAAGCAAUACCAGUAACGUUGGAGAGCCUGGCGUCUGGGUGUUCAGAGUCGACAGUGUGAUAGACAUCAACGAGUGUCUCACCAGCAAUGGUGACUGUGAGCAGAACUGUAACAACACUGAGGGCAGUUUCAACUGUUUCUGUAACUCCGGGUUCACUCUACACAGCAAUGGAUUCAACUGCAACGACAUCAAUGAGUGCUUGCCUGACAAUUAUGGAGACUGUGAACACACCUGUACUAAUACUGAGGGAAACUUUAGCUGCUCCUGUAACACUGGCUAUGAACUGGACAGCAAUGGAUUCAACUGCUCAGAUGUAAACGAGUGCCUCUCUGGUAUUGGAGGAUGUGAACACACCUGCACAAAUACUGUUGGGAACUUCAGCUGCUCCUGUAAAAGUGGAUACAGCCUGGACAGUAAUUUAAUGAACUGCUCAGACGUUAAUGAGUGCGCCACCACCAACAAAGGAGGCUGUGAGCAUACCUGCACUAACACUGACGGCAGUUUCUCUUGUUCAUGUGAUACUGGAUAUCAGUUGGACCACAACUCAUUCAAUUGCUCUGACAUUGAUGAGUGCUUGACUGACAAUGGAGACUGUGAGCAGAACUGUAACAACACUGAGGGUAGUUUCAACUGUUUCUGUAACUCCGGGUUCAUUCUACACAGCAAUAGAUUCAACUGCAGCGACAUCAAUGAGUGCCUAACUGACAAUGGAGACUGUGAACACACGUGUUCCAACAUUGAGGGAAACUUUAGCUGCUCUUGUAACACUGGCUAUGAACUGGACAACAAUGGAUUCAACUGCUCAGACAUUGAUGAGUGUUCUCGCAAUACGUCUAAGUGUCUGUCCAAUUCUAUCUGCGUCAACAUUGAGGGUAAUUACACCUGCCCCUGUAAUAAUGGCUUUACUGGAGACGGCUUCACUGGUUGUGAAAACAUCAACGAGUGUGAAGAUGGCACUCACAACUGUGACCGCAAUGCCAUCUGUACUGACAAUGUUGGGAGCUUUGCCUGCACUUGUGUGUUUGGCUACACUGGGACAGGAGAGCAAUGCGACUGCACUGAUGGACAGGUGCGGCUGAUGAAUGGAAGUGAACCCAGUGAAGGUCAGAGAAAGGGAAGAGUUGAGAUCUGCUACAACAACACCUAUGGCAGUGUGUGUGAUGACUUCUUCAAUGAGAAUGCUGCAGCCGUUGUCUGCAAUGGAACUGGCUCUCCAGUUCGUGGUAUUGACAGUAUAUUUAGUGCUGGUUCUGGUCCCAUCUUUCUGGACAAUGUAGUGUGUGCUGGCACUGAGGACAACCUCUUGAGCUGCUCCCAUAGCCAGAUAUUCCAGCACAACUGCGACCACUCUGAAGAUGUGGCUGUCGUCUGUGAUGUCUCAUGCAUUGACGGCAGUGUUAGACUGAGAAACCCUGAUGCUGUCUCCGAGAGCACCCUUCCAGCAUACAACCUGAUCAAGGAUCAGGUGUCUCGUGGUGUGGUGGAGUUGUGUGUGAACGGUGACUUUGGUAGCCUCUGUGACAGUGAGUGGGACGAUCAGGACGCCUCUGUGGUCUGCAGACAGCUGGGUUUCUCCCCACAUGGAGCCAUUCAUCUUGACGGCCACUUAUUCAAUGGAUUCGCUUCUUCAAGUGUUAGAGACGGUAGUUAUGGUUGUGUUGGAACUGAAAGUGAGCUAAUAAGUUGUGCUUAUCAGCCAGCUGCUACUUGUGGUGGGGUUAACGUUGAAGGAGCUGCAGUAGUGUGUCAGGAUAAAACAGCAACUGUUUUCAGCAACUGUACUGAUGGAGAGAUUCGACUAGUGGGUGGAGCUAAUGUCACUCUCGGAGCUGUUCAAGUUUGCAUGAAUAAUGCCUGGGGCUCAGUGUGUAAUGACAGAUUCGGUACCAACGAUGCCACUGUGGUGUGCAGACAACUUGGCUUCUCUGUCACUGGGGCUGAGGCCUUCAGAGAUGCCAGUACCAGGUUCAAUAUCUCAACAGGACCUGUGUUCCUAGAACGGGUCGACUGUAGAGGGUCAGAGAGCAGCGUAAUGGGCUGUAGCCAGACACCCCCUGGUCUAUCUCAAUGUACUGCCUCCGAGAUUGCUGGCGUAAUCUGUAUAGAUGUGAACCAGUGUCUGACUAACAAUGGAGGGUGUGCUCACAACUGCACCAAUGAGCUGCCUGGAUUCACAUGUAGCUGUAGAACCGGCUACAAUCUGGACACUGACAACAAAGGUUGUGUCGAUAUUGACGAGUGUGAAAGCAGUCCUUGUGGAAACACCUGUGUCAACACUAAUGGCAGUUUUCAUUGCCUCUGUACCGCCUCCAACACUUCUCUGGACACUGAUGGUCGAAGUUGCAUAUCCUGUCAAGAUGGAGAUGUUCGACUGGUGAAUGGUUUUGUUCAGUCUGAGGGCAGAGUGGAGGUGUGCAGAGGUGGAGUGUUUGGUACCGUCUGUGAUGACUUCUGGGAUGAGCUGGAUGCCAGGGUCGUCUGUACACAACUUGGAUACUCUGCAUCAGAAUCCAUCGCUGUGUCUGGUGGUGGGUUUGCCCAAGGCAUUGGCUCUAUUUUUCUUGACGACCUGAAGUGCAAUGGAAGUGAGCAGAGUCUGUUGAACUGUUUGUACAGUCAGAUCCACAAUUGUGAUCAUUCUGAAGAUGCAGGAGUCAGGUGUCAAUCCAUAUGUAGUCAUGGUGAAGUGCGACUGGUUGUGGGAGAGGAUGUGGACUCUUUCUACGAGGGUCUCACUGACUACAAUGAUGCCUACUAUGACAAGGACGGACUGACAAGUGGCAGAGUGGAGGUGUGUGUCUCUGGGAGGUACGGUUCAGUCUGUCACACCCCUUGGACAGAAAUGGACGCCUCUGUCGUCUGCAAGCAGCUUGGCCUCUCACAAUAUGGUGCUAUCAAUGUGAAUGCUGAUAUUUUUACGGAGGGUAGUACACCUCGCCUGGUAUCAAUGGCCAACUGUACUGGAACUGAGGUAUCACUUCUCGACUGUAUGGGUGUAGUCACUGGCUCUGGCACUGGCUUCACUUGCCCCACCUCUGGAGUUAUCUGUCAAGCCUCAGGCACAGUAGCUGGUGACUGCUCCACUGGAGAUAUCCGUCUCCUGAACGCCACUGACACUUCAACAACCAGGGAAGGACGUUUGGAGGUGUGCAUCAACAAUGCCUGGGGAACAGUCUGUGAUGACCGAUUCAACUCUCUUGAUGCAACUGUAGCUUGUACUCAACUAGAAGGUUUUAACUCAUCUGAUGCUACAUUUUUACCUAGGGGUACAGUUGAACAAGGUUCUGGUCCAAUAUUUUUCUCUGGCCUAUUGUGUACUGGACAGGAGUCUGAUCUGCAGGACUGUAGCUUAUAUUCUAACCAACCACCUAGCACCUUCUCUAGCUGCCAACACUCUCAGGAUGUCGCUGUGAGAUGCACAGACAUUGAUGAGUGUGCUGAGGAUAAUGGAGGAUGCAACCAGAACUGUACCAACUCUAUCGGGAGCUACCAGUGCAGUUGUCAGAAUGGCUAUCUACUCAACCAGGAUGGGAGAGGCUGUAACAAUGUGAAUGAGUGCAGUAUUCAGAAUGGUGACUGUGAACAUCUGUGUACUGACAUUCCUGGAGGACAUGUUUGCUCUUGUUUCAAUGGUUUCCUCUUAACUAAUGUACACAAUUGUUCUGACAUCAAUGAGUGCUUGUCUGACAAUGGAGAAUGUGAACACAACUGUACUAACACUGAGGGAAACUUUAGCUGCUCCUGUAACACUGGCUAUGAACUGGACAGCAAUGGAUUCAACUGCUCUGAUGUCAAUGAGUGCUUUAUCAACAAUGGAGGAUGUGAGGAGAAUUGUACCAACACUGAGGGAAGCUUUAGCUGCUCCUGUAACACUGGCUAUAGUCUGAACAGCAAUGGAUACAACUGUACAGAAAUUGAUGAGUGUCUCACCAACAAUGGUGGCUGUGAGCAUGACUGUAACAACACUGAUGGAAGUUUUUUCUGUUCCUGUAACUCUGGAUAUCAACUAGACAUCAACUCAAUGAACUGCUCAGACAUCAAUGAGUGCUUAACUGACAAUGGAGACUGUGAACACACUUGUACCAACGCUGAGGGAAACUUUAGCUGCUCCUGUAACACUGGCUAUGAACUGGACAGCAAUAGAUUCAACUGCUCUGAUGUCAAUGAGUGCCUCUCUGGUAAUGGAGGAUGUGAACACACCUGUACGAAUACUGUUGGGAACGUCAGCUGUUCCUGCAGAAGUGGAUACAGCCUGGACAGUAAUUUAAUGAACUGCUCAGACGUUAAUGAGUGCACCACCACCAACAAAGGAGGCUGUGAGCAUACCUGCACUAACACUGACGGCAGUUUCUCUUGUUUAUGUGAUACUGGAUAUCAGUUGGACCACAACUCAUUCAAUUGCUCUGACAUCGAUGAGUGCUUGACUGACAAUGGAGACUGUGAACACAUCUGUACCAACACUGAAGGCAACUCUAGCUGCUCCUGUAACACUGGGUAUGAACUGGACAGUAAUAGAUUCAACUGCUCUGACAUUGAUGAGUGUUCUGGCAAUGCAUCUGAGUGUCUGUCCAAUUCUAUCUGCGUCAACAUUGAGGGUAAUUACACCUGCCCCUGUAAUAAUGGCUUUGCUGGAGACGGUUUCACUGGUUGUGAAAACAUCAACGAGUGUGAAGAUGGCACUCACAACUGUGACAGCAAUGCCGUCUGUACUGACAAUGUUGGGAGCUUUGCUUGCACUUGUGUGUUUGGCUACACGGGGACAGGAGAGCAAUGCGACUGCACUGAUGGACAGGUGCGGCUGAUGAAUGGGAGUGAACCCAGUGAAGGUCAGAGAAUGGGAAGAGUUGAGAUCUGCUACAACAACACCUAUGGCAGUGUGUGUGAUGACUUCUUCAAUGAGAAUGCUGCAGCCGUUGUCUGCAAUGGAACUGGCUCUCCAGUUCGUGGUAUUGACAGUACAUUUGGUGUUGGUUCUGGUCCCAUCACUCUGGACAAUGUGGUGUGUGCUGGCACUGAGGACAACCUCUUGAGCUGCUCCCAUAACCAGAUAUUCCAGCACAACUGCAACCACUCUGAAGAUGUGGCUGUCGUCUGUGAUGUCUCAUGUAUUGACGGCAGUGUUAGACUGAGAAAUCCUGAUGCUCUCUCAGAGAGCACCCUUCCAGCAUACAACCUGAUCAAGGAGCAGGUGUCUCGUGGUGUGGUGGAGUUGUGUGUGAACGGUGACUUUGGUAGCAUCUGUGACAGUGGGUGGGAUGAUCAGGAUGCCUCUGUGGUCUGCAAACAGCUGGGAUUCUCCCCACAUGGAGCCAUUGAUCUUAACGGCCACUUAUUCAAUGGAUUUGCUUCUUCAAGUGUGAGAAACGAUAGUUAUGUUUGUGUCGGAACUGAAAGUGAGCUGCGAAGUUGUGCCUCUCAGCCGGCUGCUACUUGUGGUGGGAUUCAAGGAGCUGCAGUAGUGUGUCAGGAUAAAACGGCGACUCUUUUCAACAAUUGCACUGAUGGAGAGAUACGACUAAUGGGUGGAGCUAACGCCACUUUCGGAGCUGUUCAAGUCUGCAUAAAUAAUGCCUGGGGCUCAGUGUGCAAUGACAGAUUUGGUACCAACGAUGCCACUGUGGUGUGCAGACAACUUGGCUUCCCUGUCACUGGGGCUGAGGCCUUCAGAGAUGCCAGUACCAGGUUCAAUAUACCAACAGGACCAGUGUUCCUAGACAAGAUCGAUUGUAGAGGGUCAGAGAACAGUGUGAUGAACUGUAGCCAGACCGCUCCUGGCCUGUCAGCAUGCACUUCCACUGAGAUUGCUGGAGUACAGUGUGUUGAUGUGAACCAGUGUCUGACUAACAAUGGAGGAUGUGCCCACAACUGCACUAAUGAGCUGCCUGGAUUCACAUGUAGCUGUAGAACCGGCUACAAUCUGGACACUGACAACAAAGGUUGUGUCGAUAUUGACGAGUGUGAAAGCAGUCCUUGUGGAGACACCUGUGUCAACACUAAUGGCAGUUUUCAUUGCCUCUGUACCUCCAACACUUCUCUGGACACUGAUGGUCGAAGUUGCAUAUCCUGUCAAGAUGGAGAUGUUCGGCUGGUGAAUGGUUCUGUUCAGUCUGAGGGCAGAGUGGAGGUGUGCAAAGGUGGAGUGUUUGGUACCGUCUGUGAUGACUUCUGGGAUGAGCUGGAUGCCAGGGUUGUCUGUACACAACUCGGAUACUCUGCAUCAGAAUCCAUUGCUGUGUCUGGUGGUGGGUUUGCCCAAGGCAUUGGCUCUAUUUUUCUUGACGACCUGAAGUGUAAUGGAAAUGAGCAGAGUCUGUUGAACUGUUUGUACAGUCCGACCCACAAUUGUGAUCACUCUGAAGAUGCAGGAGUCAGGUGUCAAUCCAUGUGUAGUCAUGGUGAAGUACGACUGGUGGUGGGAGAGGAUGUGGACUCUUUCUACGAGGGUCUCACUGACUACAAUGAUGCCUACUAUGACAAGGAUGGACUGACAAGUGGCAGAGUGGAGGUGUGUGUCUCUGGGAGGUACGGCUCAGUCUGCCACACCCCUUGGACAGAAAUGGACGCCUCUGUCGUCUGCAAGCAACUAGGCUUCUCAGAAUAUGGUGCUAUCAAUGUGAAUGCUGAUAUAUUUACCGAGGGUAGUACACCUCGCCUGGUAUCAAUGGCCAACUGUACUGGAACUGAGGCCUCACUUCUUGACUGUAUGGGUGUGGUCACCGGCUCUGGCACUGGCUUCUCUUGCCCCACCUCCGGAGUUGUAUGUCAAGCCUCAGGCACAGCAGCUGGUGACUGCUCCACUGGAGAUAUUCGUCUCACGAAUGCCACUGACACUUCAACAACCAGGGCAGGACGUUUGGAGGUGUGUUUCAACAAUGCCUGGGGAACAGUCUGUGAUGACCGAUUCAACUCUCUUGAUGCAACUGUGGCCUGUACUCAACUAGAAGGAUUUAGCCCAUCUGAUACUGCAUUUUUACCUAGGGGUACUGUUGAACAAGGCUCAGGUCCAAUAUUUUUCUCUGGCCUAUUGUGUACUGGACAGGAGUCUGAUCUGCAGGACUGUAGCUUAUAUUCUAACCAACCACCUAGCACCUUCUCAAGCUGCCAACACUCUCAGGAUGUCGCCGUGAGAUGUACAGACAUUGAUGAGUGUGCUGAGGAUAAUGGAGGAUGCAACCAGAACUGUACCAACUCUAUCGGGAGCUACCAGUGCAGUUGUCAGAGUGGCUAUCUACUCAACCAGGAUGGGAGAGGGUGUAACAAUGUGAAUGAGUGCAGUAUUGAGAACGGUGACUGUGAACAUCUGUGCACUGACAUUCCUGGAAGACAUGUUUGCUCUUGUUUCAAUGGUUUCCUCUUAACUAAUGUAUACAAUUGUACUGACAUCGAUGAGUGCCUUACUGACAAUGGAGACUGUGAACACACUUGUACCAACACUGAGGGAAACUUUAGCUGCUCUUGUACUACUGGCUAUGAACUGGACAGUAAUGGAUUCAACUGCUCUGAUGUCAAUGAGUGCUUCAUCAACAAUGGAGGAUGUCAACAUAACUGUACCAACACUGAGGGAAACUCCAGCUGCUCCUGUAACACUGGCUAUAGUCUGGACAGCAAUGGAUUCAACUGUACAGAAAUUGAUGAGUGUCUCACCAACAAUGGUGGCUGUGAGGAUGACUGUAACAACAUUGAUGGAAGCUUUUUUUGUUCCUGUGACUCCGGAUAUCAACUAGACAACAAUUCACUGAACUGCUCAGACAUCAAUGAGUGCAACACCACCAAUGGAUACUGUGAACACAUCUGUACCAACACUGAGGGAAACUUUAGCUGCUCCUGUAACACUGGCUAUGACCUGGACAGCAAUGGGUUCAACUGUACAGAUGUAAACGAGUGCCUCUCUGGUAGUGGAGGAUGUGAACACACCUGUACGAAUACUGUUGGAAACUUCAGCUGCUCCUGUACUAGUGGAUACAGCCUGGACAGUAAUUUGAUGAAUUGCUCAGACGUGAAUGAGUGCAACACCACCAACAAAGGAGGCUGUGAGCAUACCUGCACUAACACUGAUGGCAAUUUCUCUUGUUCAUGUGAUACUGGAUAUCAGUUGGACCACAACUUAUUCAAUUGCUCUGACAUAAAUGAGUGCAACAUCAACAAUGGAGACUGCGAACACACCUGUACCAACACUGAUGGAACCUUUAGCUGCUCUUGUAUUACUGGCUAUGAACUGGACAGCAAUGGAUUCAACUGCUCUGACAUUGAUGAGUGUUCUCGCAAUGCGUCUGAGUGUUUGUCCAAUUCUACAUGCAUAAACAUUGAGGGUAAUUACACCUGCCCCUGUAAUAAUGGCUUUGCUGGAGACGGCUACACUGGUUGUGAAAACAUUAACGAGUGUGAAGAUGGCACUCACAACUGUGACCGCAAUGCCCUCUGUACUGACAAUGUUGGGAGCUUUGCCUGCACUUGUGUGUUUGGCUACACUGGGACAGGAGAGCAAUGCGACUGCACUGAUGGACAGGUGCGGCUGAUGAAUGGGAGUGAACCCAAUGAGGGUCAGAGAAAGGGAAGAGUUGAGAUCUGCUACAACAACACCUAUGGCAGUGUGUGUGAUGACUUCUUCAAUGAGAAUGCUGCAGCCGUUGUCUGCAAUGGAACUGGCUCUCCAGUUCGUGGUAUUGACAGUACAUUUGGUGUUGGUUCUGGUCCAAUCACUCUGGACAAUGUGGUGUGUGCUGGCACUGAGAACAACCUCUUGAGCUGCUCCCAUAACCAGUUACUCCAGCACAACUGCGACCACUCUGAAGAUGUGGCUGUCAUCUGUGAUGUCUCAUGUAUUGACGGCAGUGUUAGACUGAGAAAUCUUGAGGCUGUCUCAGAGAGCACCCUUCCAGAAUACAACCUGAUCAAGGAGCAGGUGUCUCGUGGUGUGGUGGAGUUGUGUGUUAACAGUGACUUUGGUAGCCUUUGUGACAAUGGGUGGGAUGAUCAGGACGCCUCUGUGGUGUGCAGACAGCUGGGCUUCUCCCCACAUGGAGCCAUUCAUCUAACUGCCGUCAAUGGAUUUACUUCUUCAAGUAUUAGACAUGGUAGUUAUAGAUGUGUCGGAACUGAAAGUGAGCUGCAAAGUUGUGCUUAUCAGCCGGCUGCUACUUGUGAUGGGAUUCAAGGAGCUGCAGUAGUGUGUCAGGGGAAAACGACGACUGUUUUCAACAACUGUACUGAUGGAGAGAUAAGACUAAUAGGUGGAGCUAACGCCACUCUCGGAGCUGUUCAAGUCUGCAUGAACAAAGCCUGGGGCUCAGUGUGCAAUGACAGAUUUGGUACCAAUGAUGCCACUGUGGUGUGCAGACAGCUUGGCUUCCCCGUCGCUGGGGCUGAGGCCUUCAGAGAUGCCAGUACCAGGUUCAAUAUUCCAACAGGACCAGUGUUCCUAGACAAGAUCGAUUGUAGAGGGUCAGAGAACAGUGUGAUGGACUGUAGCCAGACUGCUCUUGGCCUGUCAGCAUGCACUUCCACUGAGAUUGCUGGAGUACAGUGUGUUGAUGUGAACCAGUGUCUGACUAACAAUGGAGGGUGUGCCCACAACUGUAUCAAUGAGCUGCCUGGAUUCACAUGUAGCUGUAGAACCGGCUACAACCUGGACAUUGACAACACAAGUUGUGUCGAUAUUGACGAGUGUGAAAGCAGUCCUUGUGGAGACACCUGUGUCAACACUAAUGGCAGUUUUCAUUGCCGCUGUACCGCCUCCAACACUUCUCUGGACACUGACAGUCGAAGUUGCAUAUCCUGUCAAGAUGGAGAUGUUCGGCUAGUGAAUGGUUCUGUUCCGUCUGAGGGAAGAGUGGAGGUAUGCAGAGGUGUAAUGUUUGGUACCGUCUGUGAUGACUUCUGGGAUGAGCUGGAUGCCAAGGUCGUCUGUAAACAACUCGGAUACUCUGCAUCAGGGUCCAUUGCUGUGUCUGGUGGUGGGUUUGCCCAAGGCAUUGGUUCUAUUAGUCUUGAUGACCUGAAGUGCAAUGGAAGUGAGCAGAGUCUGUUGAACUGUCUGUAUAGUCAGACCCACAAUUGUGACCACUCUGAAGAUGCAGGAGUUAGGUGUCAAUCCAUGUGUAGUCAUGGUGAAGUGCGACUGGUGGUGGGAGAGGAUGUGGACUCUUUCUACGAGGGUCUCACUGACUAUAAUGAUGCCUACUAUGACAAGGAUGGACUGACAAGCGGCAGAGUGGAGGUGUGUGUCUAUGGGAGGUACGGCUCAGUCUGUCACACCCCUUGGACAGAAAUGGACGCCUCUGUCGUCUGCAAGCAACUAGGCCUCUCAGAAUAUGGUGCUAUCAAUGUGAAUGCUGAUAUAUUUACCGAGGGUAGUACACCUCGCCUGGUAUCAAUGGCCAACUGUACUGGAACUGAGGCAUCACUUCUUGACUGUAUGGGUGCGGUCAGUAAUUCUAGCACUGGCUUCACUUGCCCCACCUCCGGAGUUAUAUGUCAAGCCUCAGGCACAGGAGCUGGUAACUGCUCCACUGGAGAUAUUCGUCUCACGAAUGCAACUGACACGGCAACAACCAGGGCAGGACGUUUGGAGGUGUGCAUCAACAAUGCCUGGGGAACAGUCUGUGAUGACCGAUUCAACUCUCUUGAUGCAACUGUAGCUUGUACUCAACUAGAAGGAUUCAACUCAUCUGAUGCUGUAUUUUUACCUAGGGGCACAGUUGAACAAGGUUCUGGUCCAAUAUUUUUCUCUGGCCUUUUGUGUACUGGACAGGAGUCUGAUCUGCAGGACUGUAGCUUAUAUUCUAACCAACCACCUAGCACCUUCUCUAGCUGCCAACACUCCCAGGAUGUCGCCGUGAGAUGCACAGACAUUGAUGAGUGUGCUGAGGAUAAUGGAGGAUGCAACCAGAACUGUACCAACUCUAUCGGGAGCUACCAGUGCAGUUGUCAGAGUGGCUAUCUACUCAACCAGGAUGGGAGAGGCUGUAACAAUGUGAAUGAGUGCAGUAUUGAGAACGGUGACUGUGAACAUCUGUGCACUGACUUUCCUGGAGGACAUGUUUGCUCUUGUUUCAAUGGUUUCUUCUUAACUAAUGUAUACAAUUGUACUGACAUCAAUGAGUGCAACACCACCAAUGGAGACUGUGAGCACAACUGUAUCAACACUGAGGGAAACUUUAGCUGCUCCUGUAACAUUGGCUAUGAACUGGACAGCAAUGGAUUCAACUGCUCUGAUGUCGAUGAGUGCUUCAUCGACAAUGGAAUAUGUGAGCACAACUGUACCAACACUGAGGGAAACUUUAGCUGCUCCUGUAACACUGGUUAUAGUUUAGACAGCAAUGGAUUUAACUGUACAGAAAUUAAUGAGUGCCUCACGAACAAUGGUGGCUGUGAGCAUGACUGUAACAACACUGAUGGAAGCUUUUUUUGUUUCUGUGACUCUGGAUAUCAACUAGACAACAACUCACUGAACUGCUCAGACAUCAAUGAGUGCCUGACUGACAAUGGAGACUGUGAACACACUUGUACCAACACUGAGGGGAACUUUAGCUGCUCCUGUAAGACUGGCUAUGAGCUAGAGGGAAAUGGAUUCAACUGCUCAGAUGUCAACGAGUGCCUCUCUGGUAAUGGAAGAUGUGAACACACCUGUACGAAUACUGUUGGGAACUUCAACUGCUCCUGCACAGAUGGAUACAGCCUGGACAGUAAUUUAAUGAACUGCUCAGACAUUAAUGAGUGCACCACCACCAACAAAGGAGGCUGUGAGCAUAUCUGCACUAACACUGAUGGCAAUUUCUCUUGUUCAUGUGAUGCUGGAUAUCAGUUGGACCACAACUCAUUCAAUUGCUCUGACAUCGAUGAGUGCUUGCCUGACAAUGGAGACUGUGAACACACUUGUACCAACACUGAGGGCACCUUUAGCUGCUCCUGUAACACUGGCUAUGAACUGGACAGCAAUGGAUUCAACUGCUCAGACGUUGAUGAGUGUUCUCGCAAUGAGUUUGAGUGUCUGUCCAAUUCUAUCUGCGUCAACAUUGAGGGUAAUUACACCUGUCCCUGUAAUAAUGGAUUUUCUGGAGACGGCUUCACUGGUUGUGAAAACAUCAACGAGUGUGAAGAUGGCACUCACAACUGUGACCGCAAUGCCGUCUGUACUGACAAUGUUGGGAGCUUUGCUUGCACUUGUGUGUUUGGCUACACUGGGACAGGAGAGCAAUGCGACUGCACUGAUGGACAGGUGCGGCUGAUGAAUGGAAGUGAGCCCAGUGAAGGUCAGAGAAUGGGAAGAGUUGAGAUCUGCUACAACAACACCUAUGGCAGUGUGUGUGAUGACUUCUUCAAUGAGAAUGCUGCAACCGUUGUUUGCAAUGGAAUUGGCUCCCCAGUUCGUGGUGUUGACAGUACAUUUGGUGCUGGUUCUGAUCCCAUCACUCUGGACAAUAUUGUGUGUGCUGGUACUGAGGACAACCUCUUGAGCUGCUCCCAUAACCAGAUAUUCCAACACAACUGUGAUCACUCUGAAGAUGUGGCUGUCGUCUGUGAUGUUCCAUGCAUUGAGAACAGUGUUAGACUUGUGAAUUUUGAGAAAUCCAUUCCAAGUCAGUUGUCUGAAUACAACCUCAUCAAAGAUACUAUUGCUCGAGGUGUGGUUGAAGUCUGUCAAAAUACCUCUUUUGUGAGUGUGUGUGAGAAAUCAUGGACUAAUCGUGAAGCAUCCGUUAUCUGCAACCAGCUUGGAUUCUCUCCCUAUGGUUCAAUUGGUGUGAGCAGUUCGGUCUACACCGGUACACUCUCUCCCAUCUUGGUGAAUGGUCUCAUGUGUGUUGGAGAAGAGGAUUCUGUCAGCAAAUGCAAUCAAACUGGUGCUGUCUGCCUUCAAGGAAGAGCGGGACUCAUUUGUCAAGACACAACGACUACUGUAUUCAGCAACUGCACUGAUGGAGAGAUACGGCUAGUGGGUGGAGCUAAUGCCACUCUUGGGGCUGUUCAAGUUUGCAUGAAUAAUGCCUGGGGCUCAGUGUGUAAUGACAGAUUCGGUACCAACGAUGCCACUGUGGUGUGCAGACAGCUUGGCUUCCCCGUCACUGGGGCUGAGGCCUUCAGAGAUGCCAGUACCAGGUUCAAUAUAUCAACAGGACCUGUGUUCCUAGACAGGGUCACUUGCUUUGGAGAGGAAAACCAGUUAAUUGAUUGUCGUCUGAGUGGAGGAAGAGUAGUUGGUCAAUCCCUGUGUGAUCGGUCACAACUAGCAGGUGUAAAAUGUUUAGAUGUGAACCAGUGUCUGACUAACAAUGGAGGGUGUGGCCACAACUGCACCAAUGAGCUGCCUGGAUUCACAUGUAGCUGCAGAACCGGCUACAAACUGGACACUGACAACAAAGGUUGUGUCGAUAUCAAUGAGUGUGAGAUACCAACUGUAUGUGAUGAAGUCUGUGUCAACACUAAUGGCAGUUUUCAUUGCCUCUGUACCUCUAACACUAUUUUGGACGCUGAUGGUCGAAGUUGCAUACCCUGUCAAGAUGGAGAUGUUCGACUGGUGAAUGGUUCUGUUCCGUCUGAGGGAAGAGUGGAGGUGUGCAGAGGUGGAGUAUUUGGUACUGUCUGUGAUGACUUCUGGGAUGAGCUGGAUGCCAGGGUCGUCUGUACACAACUCGGAUACUCUGCAUCAGGAUCCAUUGCUGUGUCUGGUGGUGGGUUUGCCCAAGGCACUGGCUCUAUUUUUCUUGACGACCUGAAGUGCAGUGGAAAUGAGCAGAGUCUUUUGAACUGUUUGUACAGUCAGACCCACAAUUGUGACCACUCUGAGGAUGCAGGAGUCAGGUGUCAAUCCAUGUGUAGUCAUGGUGAAGUGCGACUGGUGGUGGGAGAGGAUGCGGACUUUUUCUACGAGGGUAUCACUGACUACAAUAAUGCCUACUAUGACAAGGACGGACUGACAAGUGGCAGAGUGGAGGUGUGUGUCUCUGGGAGGUACGGUUCAGUUUGUAGCCCCCCUUGGACAGAAAUGGACGCCUCUGUCGUCUGCAAGCAGCUAGGCUUCUCACAAUAUGGUGCUGUUGGUGUGAGUGCAGAAUUCUUCAAUGAAGGCCAUGUGCCGGUCCUUCUUAACUCUGUCCGCUGUGCUGGCAAUGAGACUGCCAUCUUGGACUGUCCUAGUGCUGAAGGAAGUGGUUUACCUUGUCCCACUGUUGGGGUGUCUUGCCAGGCCUCAGGCACAGCAGCUGGUGACUGCUCCACUGGAGAUAUUCGUCUCACGAAUGCCACUGACACUUCAACAACCAGGGCAGGACGUUUGGAGGUAUGCAUCAAUAAUGCCUGGGGAACAGUCUGUGAUGAUCGAUUCGACUCUCUUGAUGCAACUGUGGCCUGUGUUCAACUGGAAGGAUUCAACUCAUCUGGGGCCCAAAGUACAUCCAUUGGGCAGUUUGGAACUGGAUCAGGACCAAUAUACCUCACACAACUAAACUGUAUUGGAACUGAAUCACGGGUAUUGGAUUGCCCCACACACCAUCAUCAGCCCCCUAGUUUACUGUUACCGUCUUGUGAGCACUCCCAGGAUGUGGCCAUUACCUGUACAGACAUUGAUGAGUGUGCUGAGGAUAAUGGAGGAUGCAACCAGAACUGUACCAACUCUAUCGGGAGCUACCAGUGCAGUUGUCAGAGUGGCUAUCUACUCAACCAGGAUGAGAGAGGCUGUGAUGACAUUGACGAGUGUUUAACUGACUCUCAUAAUUGUGACCGGGAGAAUGGUGUGUGCAAUAACACAGUGGGUAGCUUCAACUGCUCCUGUCGCAGUGGCUUUACUGGAGAUGGACUUACCUGCACACGUAUAUUGUGUGCACAAGUGGACAACAUUUGCCAUGCCAACGCUAUGUGUUUUGAUGACCCUGACACUGGUAUUAUCUGUGAGUGUAAGGAGGGCUAUGUUGGAGAUGGACUAGUCAACUGCUCAAACAUUGACGAGUGUUCCAGUACCAUCCUAAACACCUGUCAUGAGAAUGCCACCUGCACUGACACCAUCGGCAGCUUCAACUGCUCCUGCAUACAGGGCUUCCAAGGAAAUGGCACUGACUGCACAGACAUCAAUGAGUGCAGUGAUGAAGCACUGAACAAUUGCCAUAGUGAUGCCAUCUGUGUGAAUGAGGUUGGGAACUUCUCCUGUGCAUGUAGACCUGGUUACCGUGGUGAUGGUGUGAGCUGUGAAGAUAUCAACGAGUGUGAUGAAGAGACUGAUAACUGUAUCAACUCACCUUGCAACAACACGAGAGGCAGCUUUGUGUGUGGAGACUGUUUCCCUGGGUUCACUGGAUUGAACCAGUGCUCGUGUAUGCAAGGAGGUGUCCAGUUGUUCAAUGGGGCCAACAGGACACUGACCACUGAGCAAGGCUUUGGUCGUGUGGAGGUGUGCUACAACAACUCCUACUACACUGUGUGUGAUCAUCGCUGGGACGUCCUGGAUGCCAGUGUGGUGUGCACACAGUUGGGGAGGAACUCGGCAGGGUCUGUGCCUGUGGGGGGCAGUGUGUUCAGCAGUGGCCCCUCCCCCAUUCUCCUGGACAACAUUCGCUGCUCUGGUAGCGAGUCAUCUCUUCUCGAGUGCCGCCACAAUGGGUUCCAAGUGUUCAACUGUGACCGCAGUGAGAUUGCUGGGGUGUUCUGUGACAGUGCGUGCAUUGAAGGAGAUGUGAGGCUACUGGAAGCCGACGGUCUCUCAGACUUCACUGAUCUGUCCAGUGAUCAAGACGAUCUGCUCAGGGGCAGAGUGGAGGUGUGCGUGGGAGGCAACUAUAGCACUGUGUGUAACGAUGGUCAAUGGGACAAUCAGGACGCCUCUGUGGUGUGUCGACAACUGGGGCUCUCCCUAUAUGGGUCUGUUGUGGUGUCUGGUGGAUUGUUCUCAAGCACGGUCCUCUCCCCGGCCCUCUCUGGUGUGAGGUGUAAUGGCUCUGAGGAGCAGCUCCUCCAGUGUCCCCACAGCCCCUCCCCCCUAUGCACCACCCAGGAAGACGCAGCUAUCAUCUGUCAAGAGAGGAGCACUGUGAGAGGUGAGUGCAGUGAUGGAGAGAUUCGACUGGUGGGAGGCAACAUACUCUCUGGGCGUCUGGAGCUCUGCAUUAACAAUGCCUGGGGCACUGUCUGUGAGGAGGGAUUCACUGCAGACGAUGCUCAAGUUGUCUGCAACCAGAUUGGACUGCCACAUAACGGAGUGAAUGUAUUUAGAGAUCAGCGAUAUGGAAUUGGAAGUGGCCCAAUAUUUCUUACCAGAGUCUCCUGUUCUGGAACUGAGACACAGUUAUUGGAUUGUGAAUAUCGAACUGUACAUUCCUGCACACAUUCCAAUGACAUCUCCAUUGAGUGCAUAGACAUUGAUGAGUGUGCUGUCAACAAUGGUGGUUGCUCUCAGGUGUGUGUGAACGACCUCCCUGAUCCGAGUGGUGUUGCACCUGGUUAUCACUGUGAGUGUCGUACUGGUGACAUCCUCCAUCCUGACAACCACACCUGUAUCCCCAACUCCCUCUGCUCCCUCAUUGAUGGGGACCUCUCUUGCUCCUGUCGCCUUGGCUACCUGGACACAACCGGGAGCGGACUCAACUGCACAGAUAUUGAUGAAUGCUUGAACUCAACUGCUUGUGGUGAGAACUUCUUAUGUACAAACACUGAUGGUGAUUUCAACUGCGAAUGUUCCCCUGACUAUCAUCUCAAUGAAAGCCGCUGUGUGUGUCAUGAUGGAGAGUUGCGACUGGUGGGUGGGGCUAACAUGAGAGAGGGACGAGUGGAGCUGUGCCUUUCUGGAGGUUACACUACACUGUGUGAUGACUCUUGGGACGAGCAAGAUGCUACUGUGGCCUGUCGACAGCUCGGAUACUCCACUGAUGCUGUGGUGGCGUUCAGUGAUGCUCACUUUGGUGAGGGUGUGUCCAACAUCAGCCUGGGGGGUCUGGACUGUACUGGCAGUGAGAGUCGACUAUUGGACUGUUCCCACCAGACAAGCCCCGUCUGUUCCCAUGCCGAGGACGCCGGUGUGAGGUGUGGAGCUUUGUGCACGGAGGGUCAUGUGAGACUGGUAGCCAAUGAGGAGUUUGACAACAACGGACUGACUGAUGGAAGAGUGGAGGUGUGUGUAGGCGGGCGAUACGGAGCAGUGUGUGACGACUUCUGGGACAGUGGAGACGCCUCUGUGGUAUGCAGGGAGAGGGGACUGUCACCAUAUGGAGCCGUUGCUCUUACUAAUGAUAUUCAUUUCUCUGAUACUUCUAUUCCACUACUCAUCACGGACCUUGGUUGUGUUGGCAACGAGACGUCUAUACUGGAUUGCAGCUUCAACCAAUCACCAGACACUUCUUGUGGAGCGUUUGAAGAGGCAGGGGUCGUGUGUCAAUCUCUGUCCACUCUCCGUAGCGACUGUGCUGAGGGACAACUGAGACUAGCCAACUCCACUGACGAUGAGAACACUCAGUCUAGACAAGGCCGAGUAGAGAUCUGUAUCAACAAUGCCUGGGGCACUGUCUGUGACUCCAGCAACACGUUUGGCCCCAACGAUGCCUUGGUUGCUUGUGCUCAACUUUCUGGGUUCCAGAGAGCUGGGGCAGGAGUGGUGACUUCCAACCUCCCCCCAGCCACUGGUCCGGUCUUCCUGGACAGACUACUGUGUCAGGGCACCGAGAGCUCUCUGUUGGACUGUCCCAGCGUGCAACUGGGUGUGGUCACAUGUUCCCACUCACAGGACGUUGCAGUCAGAUGCACAGAUAUUGAUGAGUGUGCCACCAACACCUCGUGCUGUGAACACAACUGUUCUAACACUAUUGGCAGCUUUGACUGCAGUUGUUACGAUGGCUACCAACUCAACAGUAACGGGUGUACUUGCUCAGACAUCAACGAGUGUGCCAUGAACAAUGGAGGCUGUGAGCAGAACUGUAACAACACUGAGGGCAGCUUCAACUGUUUCUGUAACACCGGGUUUACUCUAGACCCAAACCAGAGCAGCUGCAAUGAUGUGAAUGAGUGCUUGGAUAGAAAUGGUGGUUGUAACCAAGGUUGCAACAACACUGAGGGCAGCUUCUACUGUUACUGCAAUGAAGGGCACACACUUCAUAGCAAUGGCUUCCUCUGUGAGGACAACAAUGAGUGCCUAACUGACAAUGGAGGAUGUGAACACACUUGUACUAACACUGAGGGAAACUUUAGCUGCUCCUGUAACACUGGCUAUGAACUAGAUGGCAAUGGAUUCAACUGCUCUGAUAUUGACGAGUGUGAUGGCAAUGAGCUUGAUUGUCUGUCCAAUUCUAUCUGCGUCAACAUUGAGGGUAAUUACACCUGCCCCUGUAAUAAUGGAUUUACUGGAGACGGCUUCACUGGUUGUGAAAACAUCAACGAGUGUGAAGAUGGCACUCACAACUGUGACCGCAAUGCCAUCUGUACUGACAAUGUUGGGAGCUUUGCUUGCACUUGUGUGUUUGGCUACACGGGGACAGGAGAGCAAUGCGACUGCACUGAUGGACAGGUGCGGCUGAUGAAUGGAAGUGAGCCCAGUGAAGGUCGGAGAAAGGGAAGAGUUGAGAUCUGCUACAACAACACCUAUGGCAGUGUGUGUGACGACUUCUUCAAUGAGAAUGCUGCAGCCGUUGUUUGCAAUGGAAUUGGCUCUCCAGUUCGUGGUAUUGACAGUACAUUUGGUGUUGGUUCUGGUCCCAUCACUCUGGACAAUGUGGUGUGUGCUGGCACUGAGGACAACCUCUUGAGCUGCUCCCAUAACCAGAUAUUCCAGCACAACUGUGACCACUCUGAAGAUGUGGCUGUCAUCUGUGAUGUGCCGUGUAUCGAGGGGAGUGUCAAGCUACUUAACCCAACAGCAUUUGUGAGACCUCUCCAAUCCUACAACUUCAUCAAGGACCAGUUGUCUCGAGGCGUUAUUGCUGUGUGUGUCAACGGACAGUACUCCACUCUCUGUGACGACAGGUCAUUCAAGUCUAUCGAUGCCUCCGUAGUCUGCAGUCAGCUGGGAUUCUCGUCUUAUGGUGCUGUGGCUGUGUCUGAGUUCUUCUCUGACAACACUCUCACUGGAAUCCAAUCCAAUGUCUCCUGCAAUGGCACAGAAAGGAAACUGACAGACUGCAGACUAACUUCCAGGGGAACUUGCUCAUUAUCUGAUGGUGAUGUGGGUGUUGUAUGUGCCCCUCUCUCCACUGUGAUGGGUGUGAUGUGUGAGGACGGUGAUGUGAGGGUAGUGGGUGGAGAGACUGUCCUUGAGGGGAGGGUGGAGGUGUGUGUGAAUCGUGCCUGGGGCACUGUCUGCGGUAGAGGCUUCACUGAGGACGAAGCUCACACUGUCUGCACUCAACUAGGACUCCCAUUUAAUGGUACUGUUGUGUUUCCAGACUCCUCCCAGUUUGGGGAAGGGUCUGGUCCGAUAUUCUUGGAGGGACUGACUUGUUCCAGUGAGAGCUCCAACCUUGUGCAGUGUGCGGACAACCCCAUUGGUGUCCACAGGUGCACACACUCUCAAGAUACGGGGGUCAGGUGCCUAGACUACAAUGAGUGUGCUGUUGGAAAUGGAAACUGCUCCCAGAUCUGUGAUAACCUAACCCCUGGUCACAGGUGCCUCUGUAUGGAUGGUUACCUUCUGACUGAAGACAACAGGACCUGUAAUGACAUUGAUGAGUGCAGGGACUCUCCCUGUCAUCCCAAUGCCACCUGCACCAACACUCAAGGUAGCUUCCAAUGUAGCUGUGACAACAACUUUUUCGGUAAUGGGAUCUCCUGUACCCUCGUCUGUGUGAACGGUUUCCAACUGGAGGGACAGACCUGCAUGUGCAAUGAUGGAGACCUGCGGCUAGUAAGUGAGGGAGGGGAUAACGAGGGACGUGUGGAGGUGUGCUUCAACAAUACGUACGGCACCGUCUGCGGAGAUUUCUGGGAUGAGCUGGACGCUACUGUAGUCUGUCGAGACCUCGGAUUCGCCACCAAUGGCUCUCUUCCAGUGACUGACUUGAGUUUUGGUGGUGGGGAGGGUAAAGUCUUCCUCAGUAAUGUCCACUGUCAAGGAACUGAAGAGAGACUAGUAGACUGCCCUAGCAACCCGACCAACUGUAGCCACACCAGGGACGUUGGAGUCAGGUGUCAAGCAAUGUGCACGGAGGGUGAAGUGCGACUCUGUAUUGGGGAGGGGUGUGUUGUUAUGGAGACCCAGGACUUCCUCAUCGACAACAGACUAAGUGUGGGGCGUGUGGAGGUGUGUCUGGACGGACGAUUUGGGACAAUCUGUAGAGACUCUUGGGAGAAUCGUGAUGCAUCAGUUCUCUGCUCAGAGUUGGGCUUCUCUCGCUAUGGUGCUAUUGCUCUGUCCGAUGCUCAGUUUUCUGAGGGACUCAAGCCAACCAGCUACAACGAGAUCAGCUGUCAUGGAAAUGAGAGUAAACUGUCAGAAUGUGCAUUUGUGGGGCCAUCUAGAGCUCAGAGCUGCGGUCGUUUUGAGGACGCAGAGACUGUCUGUCAGAAUCCAGCAACAACUGUGGCUGGCAACUGCUCCACUGGUGACGUGCGUCUCAUUGGACCCACAGACCAGACAGCUGGCACAGCCGAGGGACGAGUGGAAGUGUGCAUCAACAAUGCCUGGGGCACCAUCUGUAGCAAUAGUUUCACCCCCGAGGAUGUCGGCACCAUCUGUGUGGACCUGGGAGGAUUCAACAGAAGUGCAUCUCUUGCUAUACCGACGGUGUCUGCUGGAUCUGGCCCCAUCUUCCUGGACCAGCUGGCUUGCUCUGAGUCAAGUGAGACUGUGCUGGAGUGCAACAGGUUCUUCUCUCCCACUGGUCUCCACGGCUGUGACCACUCCAUGGACGUCAGUGUGCGCUGUACAGACAUUGAUGAAUGUGCUAACAGCAAUGGUGGAUGCAAUCAGAACUGUACAAACACUAUUGGUAGUUUCUACUGCUCCUGUGGGGAAGGAUAUCGCCUUGGCAACCUUGGUCUCAACUGCAAUGAUAUUGAUGAAUGUGAAGAGAGUAAUGACUGUGCUCAGACCUGUAGCAACACUAUUGGCAGCUACACCUGCGGCUGUAACCUUGGUUAUCAGCUAUCCCCUGACCAACGGAGCUGCUCAGACAUCAACGAGUGUCUCACCAGCAAUGGAGGCUGUGAGCAGAACUGUAACAACACUGAAGGCAGCUUCAGCUGUUUCUGUGCCUCUGGGCUCAGCCUGGACAGCAAUGGACUCAACUGCAGCGACAAUAACGAAUGUCUUGUGAAUAAUGGAGACUGUGAACACACCUGUACUAACUCUGAGGGCAACUUUAGCUGCUCCUGUAACACUGGCUAUAGCUUGGAUGAUAACGAACGAAACUGCACGGACAUUGACGAGUGUGGUAGAGACCCACCUCCAUGUCAUGAGGAUGCUAACUGUACUAACAUCGAGGGCAACUUCACUUGUACUUGUAACACUGGCUUUACUGGGGAUGGACUGGAGGACUGUGUUGACAUUGAUGAGUGUGUGGAGAGUUCCGACAACUGUGACGACAAUAGAGCAACCUGCACUAACACUAGAGGCUCCUAUAACUGCUCCUGUAACCAUGGAUACAUCGGGAAUGGAUUCACGUCUCAAUGCACUUGUACGGAGGGUGCCAUACUGCUCAUGAACGGUGUGUCUAUAUUACCAAGAGAGGGCAGAGUAGAGGUGUGUACGGACAAUGAGUACAAGAGUGUCUGCAACUUGUUCUUUGAUGAGCUUGAGGCUCAAGUCGUUUGUGAUCAGCUCGGAUUCUCCUCUCCUGCCACCACUUCAUUCCAAGUGCGAGAUGGUCGGUAUGGACUGGGGACAGGGCCCAUGAUUCAGAACAGCUACACAUGUGAUGGAACAGAGUCGUGGUUCUUGAACUGCACUGCAGAGUCCUCUGUGACCUGCACCAACGGUCACACUCAAGAUGCAGCUGUCAGAUGUGAAGCCGUGUGUGAGGAGGGUGAUGUGCGACUGAUGGCCUCUGGUAACACGAAAUCCUAUGUAAACGAUACUCAACGUCAGGGCCUUGUAGAGAUGUGUGUAGAGAAAGAGUAUCGAAGAGUGUGUGACGAAAAUUGGAAUAAUAAAGAGGCUUCGGUUGUUUGUGGAGAACUUGGACUGUCUAGAUACGGAGCGAUUGCUUUGCCUGGAGUUGGGGUCAGUGGAGGACAGCCUGCCUUGAAGAACGUGUCCUGUAUAGGCACUGAAGACAGACUCAGAAACUGCACUUUUGAUAGAACUAAUUUCGAUGACAGAUGUGAAAUUUCCCCAGUGGUCUGUCAAGACCCUAGCACCACUACAGACGCAGGCUGCUCUGAGAAUGAUGUACGACUAGUUAACAACAACCGCUUUGAUCUUCUAGAUGGGAGAGUGGAGGUAUGCAUCAACCGUGCCUGGGGCACUGUCUGCUCUGAGUUGUUCGAUGCUAAUGAAGCUCGGGUCGUGUGUGGAAGUUUCAAUGGAUACGAUACGGAUGUUCUCCCAUCUGUGUCUAUGUCUGACUACACAGCUGGCAGUGGACCAAUCUUCUUCGCUGGUCUUAGGUGUACUGGACAAGAGGAGAAUCUGGUGGAAUGUCCUGGAUCCUUCGGUGACCACACUUGUACACACUUUCAAGACGUGGCUGUCAUCUGCCCAGAUAAGGAUGAGUGUCUCAAAGAGAAUCGUUGUGGAGGAAACAGCAAUUGUAUCAACACUCCUGGGUCCUUUGACUGUGUCUGUCGUGAUGGAUUCCAGGGAGACCCAUUCACCAUGUGCACAGAUAUUGAUGAGUGCUCAAACAAUGGAGGCUGCUCUGACGAUUGUGUCAAUAUCGUCGGCUCAUUCUUUUGCACAUGUCCAAAUGGUUACCAGCUAGACGAUGAUGGUCGCACUUGUAUCGAUAUGAAUGAAUGUGAACAAGAUCCUGAUCUAUGUGCCAAUGAUGUAACAAGAGUUUGUGUCAAUACAAACGGUAGCUACACUUGCAAUUGUAGACUUGGAUAUCUUGAGAAUAAUGCAAACAGUGUGUGUGAAGAUAUUGAUGAGUGUUCUGUUAGUAAUGGAAGCUGCUCUCAUGACUGUUUCAAUACUGAAGGCUCUUUUGAGUGCAACUGUCCAACUGGUCUCCAGCUAGAUGGUGGGAGAUUGAACUGCACUGAUAUCAAUGAAUGUUUGUCUCCUCACUCGACACUGACCAACUGUGACAGUGAGGAUAAAGCAAAUUGUAUCAAUACUCUCGGCAGCUACCAGUGCUCCUGUCUGUCAGGCUACACUGGAGAUGGUGCCAACUGUACUGACAUUGAUGAGUGUCUACUGGAUGAGGACAAUAACUGUGCCGCUCAGGCUGUGUGUGAGAACACUGUGGGUAGCUUCAGGUGUCAGUGCUCUCCUGGCUUCACUGGAGACGGAAGUACCUGCACAUGCACUGAUGGUACAGUGAGGCUGGCCAACACAGUGGAUGGCAGUCCCCCUCAGUACAUAGCAAGGUCCCUCGAGGAUGCCUCUGUCUGCUUGUACACGGACAACAAGAAGAACUGCUCUCAGUCUUGGGAAACUCUUGAGGGAAGAGUGGAGGUGUGUCAGCAAAACAGGUUUGGCACUGUCUGUGACGAUCGUUUUGAUGUCCUGGAAGCAAGAGUGGUCUGUGGACAGCUCGGAUUCAGCUCAAGCACGAGUGUGGUACCCAUCAAGCGGUCUCCACGACUCUACGGGUAUGCCCCCCCUAACACACCCACUGUCCUGGAUAACUUACGGUGCUCUGGAAUUGAGCUCUCUCUACUCGAUUGUGACUCCUUCACACCCACAAACUCUCGUAGAUGCCAACACCUUGAAGAUGCUGGUGUGCAGUGUGGAGCUGUGUGCAUGGAUAGGAGUGUGCGUAUCAUUGCUGGUGAUGGAGAUGACUUCUACAAUGGACUAGACUCACCCCUCGAUCCCUCUUUCUAUAUUGAUGAGGAGUUGGCAGCUGGUCGACUAGAGAUUUGUGAAGAGGGAGUGUGGAGACCAGUCUGCAUCGAUGUCUUUGACUAUACCGAUGCUUCAGUGGCUUGUGCUCAGCUGGGCUUCUCCAGAGCAGGUGCCAUCAAUGGAGAGAGCAGUGAAUUCAAGCUUACGGUACAGCCGGACAGACUGUACCAGAGGAACAUCACGUGUGUGGGCAGUGAGAAUAGUCUAGUUGAUUGUGCCGUGUCUGACCAGCUCUUGGCAGACUGCAGCAAUACCUUGAAUAAUGCCUACAUAUCCUGUCAAGAUCUAGACACUGUUUCCUCAAACUGCACAAACUGGGAGGUGAGACUAGAGAAUGGCACCAGCGUGAGAGAGGGUCGGCUGGAGGUGUGUCUCAAUAAUGCCUGGGGCACUGUCUGUGACAACGGGUUCAGUGAUACUGACGCCUCAAUCGUCUGUGGCCAGUUGGACUUUGAUAAAGAGGGUGCAAGGGCUCAGUCUCAGUCAGACCUGAAUUUCUACGCUGGUACUGGACCCAUCUUCUUGACUAAUGUGCAAUGUGAGGCUAGUGACAACACACUGUUUGACUGUCUGUUAAACGGAGGCUCCACUACUCUCAACACACUUGGGCUCACUACAUGUGAUCAUGAUGAAGACAUUGGUGUGGAGUGUAUUGCUACCUGUAAGAGUGAGACCUCGACGACCACUCGUGGGAGCUACAAUUGGAUAAGGAUAGUUGCCGAGGAAAGGGGCUCUUUAUCAUGUGUCUAUGGAGCAGUGGACAGAGACAAUCAAGCACUGGUCAAUAAUGGCAUGGCUCUCAGAUACUGCAACGAGUAUGGCAACUGGGAAAAGGAGGACUUGAGAGACUGUCUCACAUUCACCAAAUCUAGACUUCUAAACAUUACUGGGAGUGUUGUGACAGACGAGAACUUGGAGUCUGUCACUGUGAGAUUGAUGGAAGCAGUCACUAUGGCCACCACUGAAGAAGAUCAGAGUGCUGAUAUUCUCGAGAGGAUUACGGACCUUGUUUCUGAAAUAGAGAGCUGCACUUCAGAGGACAGGUGCUCAGCUGGACCAACAGAGAUCAACAACUUAGUGAUGACUUUGGACAGAAUGCAAGACUGGAGAAAUGACACUCUCAGAGACUUCUCAGCAAAGAUUGCCCUGGAACUGGAGAGUAUAAUCUCAGACUACACCAGAGAGCUGACAAUACCGGAGGGAACUACAAAUGUUACAAUUACUUUCACUUCUGGAUCCAUAACUUUCUUGGGCUUUAAAGAGGAACGAAUUGAGCUAGAGAAUAAUGGACUCACUUUCUCUUCAUCUGGAGGUUCUUUAGCAACUGAUGAAGCUGGAGCUGUGUACAGCAGUGCUUUGGCUGUCCCUGCGGGUCUCUUAUCAAUCAACUUGCCUCCAAACCUUUUCCAAAACUUGACAACAGCUGAUAGUCUCUUAGGGGAGGCCUCUGGUCUGUUCCCUGGUGAUGACGUCAGUGUUCUCUUCAACACAUACGACUCUUCCACUCUCUUCCCGAUAUCCAACGAGACUCAGUACAGACUUUCUAACAUCAGUGAUCCAGAACUAGUCGGUCAGUUUCAAGUGGCCUCUUCCCUAGUAUCAGCCUCUGUGGUUGGCUACAAUGUUCGUAAUCUACCAAACAACACCAAGGUCACCAUCAUCCUGAAACUUCAGUCGAAUGAGUCCCAAGUACCGCUGUGUGUCUACUGGGACGAGACUGCUCAAGGUGAUCAAGGUGAUUGGAGCACGGAGGGAUGCGAGAGAGUUGGUGACAAGUUUCUGGACAGGGUGAUCUGUCAAUGUGACCACCUCAGCACAUUUGGAGUGUUUGUGAAUAUUAAUCCUCUACCUUGUAACCCUGGCUUUAUGAGCAAUCCCAGUGCCACAAAAUGCAUUCCUAUUCGCCCUGAGGUGUCCAUAGAGUACACUGAGAGAGAUCCUCUCACUGUCAUGAGCCUCCCUGACAACACCUACCAAGUGGAGGUCGGCCACGAUUUCGAAGUUACCUGUAUCUCCACUGGAAACUUCAGUGGAGAGGUCACCUGGUACAAACUCAGCAAUACUGGUGCAAAGGUUGUUGAGCUGAAUGCCACGGUUCCAGAAGAGGUGAUAAUGUCGUCAGGAUUUGGGGAUAAUAGUUCCAUUCCCCUUGAUCCCACCUCCCCUCCCCCUAUGAUUGAGGAGAAGCCUGGUCAACUGUAUGCCUACCGUCUCAGUCGCAGUGAGGUCACUCUGGGCACUCGGAGGAGGGAUGUUCUCGGAGCCAGUGUUGGGACUGGACGAGUUGCCAUGGGAACGUAUGUCUGCACCGCCAGUAAUGCUGUCAUCAACAACACAGUAAUGAUAACUCUUCAAGUCAAAGAUGUCCCAGUGACAGACCCUCAAACAACUCACUACAUUCGGUUCUCCACUCUGCCCUAUGAGAUGGCUUAUAGUCAGCUCAAUGUCCGCAGUGAGGGUCUGGUGAACGCUGUGCUGAGCAAGGCAGUACUCGAUGCUCUCAACAGCUCCAUCAUCAACACUGUGCAGGACAACUCUUUCUCUGCUACCCAGCUGAAGACGACAUGCAAUCCUGUAUCAAGUCGCCCUGAGGACACUACCAACAAUAUGAUACGUGUGGAGUGCCGGAUAGUGAAUUUCCCUCGGCUAUCUACGGACACACUCUUGCUAUACUUACAAGACAGCUCUUUCAAUAGCACGCUUCAGAGCAACCUGCAGUUGGGCCCACUCCAACUGAACAUAUCAAGUGAUGGUUUCUGUGACAAUGAGAUGAUAGACACACCCGACCGUCGUGGAAUGUACUUAUGGAGUGAAACCCAGGUUGGACGUACCAUUCAAAGGAGUUGUGUCUACAACAAUGCCUCGAUUGGAAGCAGGCGGUGUUCUAGUCACCUCAGCUGGGAGAAUGCGAACCUCAUGAACUGCAUCACCAGAGACACACUCGAGCUGCAAUUAUUAGCUGAGAGACUUGUGAAACAAUCUGUGACUGCUGACAAUGCUGAGGACGUAGUUAGCCAGGUUACAAAUAUUGUGUCUAAUUUGGAUGAAGUGGAUGAACAGUCAGAAGCUAACCUCGACCUCAUUGUGAACGUGUAUGACAACAUUGUGGGAAACCUGAUCGAUACAACCAACUUCUCUGUAUCAACUAAUUUCACCGAGAACACAGUGUCUGUAUUGAACGAUGUAUCUGACUGGCCCGAAAGCGUUGUCAAAGAGAGGUCAUCAUCGCUUGUAAAUUCAUUUGAAGCUAUAGCUGGUAACCUGGGUAAUCAAGAUAGGAACGAUAUGUAUGAAGUAGUUGAGGAAUCGAUAUCCCUUCAAGUAUUGAGAGAGAACCAGACGAAACUACUAGAGAUUGGAAGAAUGUUCACUCCUCCUGAAAACCUCUUUGAUCAGCUGGACUUGUCCAACUCGACAGUAGAGCUAGUUGACCUCUCCAUCUCUCUCCCUCCUCAAGUGUUCAACAUAUCCACUGACACAGCUGUAGCUGGACUCAUCUUCACCUCUUACAGAGACACUACACUCUUCCAACUGACCCCUCCUGUCUCUGCAAACACCAGUGACUACAACUACACAGCUGACUCGGUGGUGCUGGGGUUUGCUGUGGCCGACACUGACGUGAGGAACUUGACAGAUCCUGUCAACAUUACUCUCCAAUCUCAGCGAGCACUGCAAGGACUCAACUGGUCAGAGCCCAUCUGUGUCUCCUGGGUCUUCAACAGUAUAGGAGAUGGUGGAGGCAACUGGUCCACAAAUGGUUGUGAAUUGGUCAGCUAUAACAAGAGUACUGGAGAGGUCCAGUGCAAGUGCAGUCAUUUGACCAAUUUUGCCAUCCUAGUUAAUGUGAAUGCACCACCAAUCUCGAAUGAGGUUAGAGAUGCUCUUGAAGCUCUGAGUAUCAUUGGCAGUGUGUUGUCUAUCAUUGGGCUAGUCAUCACCAUCUUUACCAUGCUCUUCUUCAAGAAGAUAAGAGGGAAAGAUGCUACCAAGUUCCACCUUCAGUUGUGUGUUGCCAUUCUGUGCAUGCUGCUGUCCUUCCUGAUUGGUGUGAAUCGCACAGAGGUGCCCGAGCUCUGCACCUUCUUCUCAGUACUCAUCCUCUAUUUCGCCCAUGCCUCUGUGUUCUGGAUGGGGGCCGAGGCUCUGCUCAUGGGCAAGAAGCUCAUCUUUGACAUCUUUGGCAGAUUCUCCAUGACCAAGUUCACCAUCCUCGUGUCAUUCAUAGCUUGGGGUGUUCCCUUCAUCUUCCCUGUAAUUGGUCUGAGCACUUUGGCCACUCAAGAGAAUUACCUCAUUCUAGUUGGAGAGGAUGCAGUGGAACUCAACGUCCCUGGAUACUGCUUCAUUAGGGACAUCAGACUCCUCUAUGGGAUAUUCCUGGCUCCGAUCGUUCUUGUACUUUUAUUCAAUACCAUCAUGUUCAUCAUUAUUGGCCGAGUGUUAAUCAUACACAGUAAAAAGAAGUUGGAUAACUUGAAAAAUGAAAAACAUCAAGAGCAGAAAAAACGUGCUAAAGGAAUUCUUAAGACUCUUAUCAGUAUUGUGAGCAUUAUGAUAAUGUUUGGUCUCUCGUGGUUCUUUGGAGCGUUGAGUAUUGGUGAGGGUGCAAUCGUGUUCCAGUGGCUGUUUGUCAUCUUCAACACCACUCAAGGAUUCAUGUUGUUCCUGUUCUUCUGUGUGAUUGGUGGAGACGCUCGCGAUGAGUGGAAGAACUUACUCACCUGCAACAAAUACAGGAGGAAGAAAUCGCUCACUGCACCACUGUCAUCAACGUCUGGUAACUCGCAUGCAAACCACAAAAAACAACAAAAAAGGAAACUUGACUCUGAAUCAGGUGACACUGGACUCACUAGCUAUGGAAAUAGCUAUGGAUACGGACGUUCCACCAGCACAAUUAGACGCUCUGUUGAAAGAACACUUGAAAAAGAAGAUGGUAAAGUACCGUUAGAUGUUGUGGAGCUGUCUCCUGGUUAUGAAUCCACCACCUUUGAUGAGAAACUAUUGAGAUUGUAUGGAACGGACUGCAUUGAUGAGAAGGAAGCCGAAACUUCACUUAUCAUUGAAAAUGGUGACACAAUCGAUGGUAAUCGAACUACUGAAAAGCCUAAGAAAUCCAGGCAGCUACCACCUCAUGUUUACAUCAAACUGAAACGACCAACUUACAAAGUGGAGAAAAUAACGUAUGAUGAUGCAGACGGGCUGCAAGAAAAAGUCGACCUCUCUUCGAAACGCUACAAUGAUAACGUAGAGACACACUCACAAGAAACAAAUGACAUUGUCUUUUCGAAUAACACUCAAGAUAGUCUGAUAGACUCGAUAGCGAGAGACCUCGAGCCAGCAACCCAGACUUCCCUCCUCGAUUCUGUUGUAUUGUCAAAUGGGUCAACAACAUUCAGUCAAGAGCAAGUUCAGAUGGUGGAACAACAUAACGUUGCUAAUUUUCCACACAAUGAACACAUCAAUGAUUCAUCCCAAUGUGCACUGCUACCAGAAGAUGCCGAACACUUAACUUUCAUGUGAGAACUAAACUUGUAAUAAUUAUUAUAAUGUAGCUAAUUAAUGUGCACUAUUAAGUACUGCUGAAACUGUUUAUUCACAUGGCUGAAUUAAAUUAAUAAUUUUUAUAAAUUAAUUACGCUGAUAUUAAUUUAUUACUUAUA
This is a messenger RNA of Halichondria panicea, 30352 nucleotides long. RefSeq lists its product as uncharacterized. Gene Ontology annotation, biological process: G protein-coupled receptor signaling pathway; cell-matrix adhesion; cell surface receptor signaling pathway. Bases 69 to 30212 code for a protein of 10047 amino acids. Gene Ontology annotation, molecular function: calcium ion binding; G protein-coupled receptor activity. The record is from RefSeq and is a predicted model, not a curated record. The transcript has 181 exons. NCBI's taxonomy places the organism in Eukaryota, Metazoa, Porifera, Demospongiae, Suberitida, Halichondriidae. Gene Ontology annotation, cellular component: membrane.